AUGGGGUUGAACAUUUGUGUUAGCGAUGAUCAUUUCAACAUUCGAGUCGAUAGUGACUGUCGAGCCUUCGACUUUACACUGCUUUUUGAGGAUGCAAUUUUCAAUAUUUUGCCCUCAGUCGCGCUCUUACUGUGGCUCAUUCCUCGACUGGAGAUCCUGCGACGGUCCCCCGUGAAGUCCAACUCCCUCAAAUUCGCAAUCUACAAAUCGGUAUUACUUUUUGUGCUUUCGGUGCUAUGGAUAAUCUUUAUGGUGUACCAAAUGCAAACCCCGGCGCUACGUACUAAGAUCUCCACUCCAGCAACAGCAAUCAACAUAGCCACAAGCUUCGCUGCAAUCGUGCUAUCCUUUCUCGAGGAUCAACGAACAGUCCAACCGUCUAACACGCUCAUCAUCUAUUUUUCGGCCGUAUCUAUUCUCUACCUACCUCAUCUACGCACGUUAUGGCUUAUUCCAUCCGCUAUUGUUCCUCGAGGACUAUUCACGGCCAUCUAUAUAAUAGUCAUCAUCACCGCGGUACUAGAGUCUGCUCAGAAAGUCCACUUCAUCCAGCCACUAUAUCGAAAUGUUGCCAUUGAAGAGCUUCACGGAUUCUGGGGGCGAAACCUCUUCGCCUGGGUCCUUCCUCUGUUCCGCAACGCCUAUAGAUCCAUUAUCACCCUCGACGACCUUCCAGCCAUAGACUCUACACUACUCGGACAAUACGCAGAAGCCCGCUUAGUGCAGACCUGGUCUAAGACCAAUGGGAAGUACAGGCUGAUUAAAGCGACCUUCCGAGCCUACUAUCGACUCCUUCUCUCCGCAAUUGUCCCGCGGAUUCUGCUCGCCGCAUUCACCUUUUGCCAACCCUUCUUGCUUUCCGCCACCAUCGAGUGGAUGGAUUCACCGACUACUGCGAAGAGCCAACGGUAUGGACAUGCCCUAGUCGGAGCAUACGCGCUCGUCUACACAGGAAUCGCUGUUUGCACGGCCAUCUACUACCGCCAGGCCAGCCGUUUGGCAACUACCGUCCGGUCGGGUCUUGUUGCUUUGAUUGAUGAGCAAACUCUAGCACUGCGAAGUACAACAAACUCAAAAGCUGGAGACGCGGUCGCGCUCAUGGGUACAGAUACGGCACGUAUCAUAUCGAGUGUGCGAUCAUUCCAUGAGAUAUGGGCCUCUCUUCUCUCUGUGGUCAUCGCGAUCUGGCUGCUAGAGAUUCAGGUGUAUGUCGCCUGUGUGCUCCCGGCCGUUAUUGCCAUAUUGUGCAUACUGGCCACUACCCCGGUCUCUGCCAGAUGCGCAGAGGCGCAGAAGAAGUGGGUGGAACAUAUCCAGGAACGUUUAGCGGUUACUACUACGAUGCUUGGGGAUAUGAAAGCUGUCAAGAUGAUGGGACUCGAGGUCGUCUUAUUUGAUAUCAUUACUCGGUAUCGCAAGGUCGAGCUCAUUGCCUCUAAGCGCUUUCGAAAGCUUAUUGUGGGAGUCGUCAUGUUAUCAUCUAUCUCGGUGGACCUUGCGCCAUAUGCUGUGUUUCUCUUGUAUACAAUUAUAGCUGUGACCAGACACGAUACACAGAUUCUGACUACGCAGGCAUUUACAACUCUGUCUCUUAUCUCUAUCUUGACAUCUCCUCUGAUGUUGUUCAUUCAGUCGUUGCCAACAAUGACACAGUCAAUCGGCUGCUUCGAUCGAAUUCAAAAUUAUUGCCUGCGAGAAAGAUCGUUUGAACUGAUACCAACUCAGACAAAAUCUGAAUCACCAAUCGGUGAUACUAUUGAGCUUUCCAAGGUUUCACCGGCCACGGCCCAUGGAAUAUCGGUUCCAUGCGACAAAUUGGUGUCAUUCCACAACACAUCUAUAUCUUGGACAGCCGGAACGUCUGCCGUCCUCCACGACCUGACCUUUUCCAUUCCAAAAUGUAAGAUCGUCAUGGUCGUAGGGCCGGUCGGAUGUGGGAAAUCCGCCCUUCUGGAUACAAUCAUGGGCCAGACUCAGAUUGACCGUGGGACUAUGUCCCUACGGCCAGAAAGAAUAGCCUAUUCUCCGCAGAUCCCUUGGAUUAUGAACUGCUCUAUCCAAAAUAACAUCACCGGGUGGACUGCAUUAGAUCAAGAAUGGUAUGAUCUUACAAUCUCGGCUUGUGGGCUCUUGGACGACAUCAACAAAUUCCCGCAAGGAAACAUGCACAUCGCUGGCAGUGGCGGAAUAGCACUCAGUGGCGGACAAAAACAGCGAGUGGCUCUUGCGCGCGCCGUCUACUCUCGCCUCCCGAAUGUCAUUCUGGAUGAUACCUUCAGUGGACUAGAUGCACAAAAUACUCACAUCGUUGCCGAGCGCCUGUUUGGGCGUAAUGGUAUCUUCCGACGGACAAGUGCAACCGUGAUUCUUGCGACUCAUACUCGAUCCCUGCUAUCAUAUGCGGACGAAAUAAUUCUCCUCGAAAGUGGUCGAAAGGUCCUGCAAUGCACAUACCGGGAACUUAUUGACCAGUUGCCCGAGUAUGAGGACGUCGGCAAUAACGGCACAGAUGACAAAGUGAACGAACAGUCUAACAAAGCAACAGAGCCCUUGCUGCCUGUAAAGCUUACAAGUAGCGACGGAAGGGAACCAGAGUCCACUGAGCUGAAGAAAAACUUGGCAAGGCGAGAUGGCAGCUGGUCCAUCUACAGCUACUACGCGCGUAAAGCCGGGCUUCUGCAAGUCUCUCUCUUCGCUGCCUUCUUGCUAGGAUACGCCUUCACCACCCAGUUCGCCUCAAUUUGGUUGAAAUGGUGGUCGGAUGCAAAUGAGGCGCAUCCAAAUACAAAUGUGGGAAAAUACCUCGGUGUUUAUACGGUCAUUUCUCUCUUGGCUAUUAUUUCUCUUGGAGCCGGAUGCUGGUUGUUGAUCGUCGAGAUCGUCGGCAACACUUCGCUGGCUCUUCAUUCGGACCUCUUGCAAUCUGUUCUACGUGCCCGCUUCAGUUUCUUCCAGAAGUCAGAUAGCGGAAGCAUCAUGAACCGCUUUAGCGAAGAUAUGCAGCUCAUCGAUUUUCUCCUUCCGAUAACAGCAUUAAAUUUCGUGGAAGGCAAGUUGCUGUCCCUCAUGCAUGUUCAAGGCCCCUUGACUAACAUCAAUCGUCCAGCUCUAAGCCUCGGUGUCGUCAGUAUGGUCAUACUCUGCGUGGUCGGCAAGUAUAUCACCAUAGCACUUCCAUUCGUGUUAAUUGCGAUCUGGGUCCUCCAACUAGGCUACCUUCGAACCUCCCGACAGGUUCGCCUCUUGGAUAUUGAAGCCAAGGCACUCUUAUUCUCUCACUUCCAAGAGACUGUAAGCGGACUCACGGUGAUUCAAAGCCUGCACUGGCAACCGCAGUUCCACCAGCAAUGCAUCGCCAAGCUAGAUGUCACCCAAAAGCCAUUUUAUAUGCUGUUUUGUACGCGGCAGGGGCUCAAACUGGCACUAGACCUGCUCGUCAUGAUUUUUGCAGUUGUCCUCGUUGCCAUUUUUACCGGUCUCAAAGACCGUUUCAGCGCCGGUGAGAUCGGAGUUGCGCUGAAUCUGAUCAUAUCCAUCAGUCAGAACCUGAAUACUGCCAUUGAGUCAUGGACAGAAAUGGAGAUCUCACUCGGGGCAGUGUCACGCGUUAAGGAGUUUACUGCAGCGACGCCUGCUGAACCAUCAGACGGGAUAGAGUCGGACUGGCUUACUCGCGCAGAUAUUCGCUUUGAGAAUGUCAGCGCGGGAUAUAGUGCUCGUGAUAGAUCUAUUCUCUCUGAUCUUUCAUUGCAUAUCCUCAGUGGUCAUAAGAUCGCCGUCUGCGGGCCUUCUGGCAGCGGCAAGACUUCCCUCAUCAUGAGCCUACUACGCAUGCUAGAAAUCACCCAGGGCCACAUCACCAUUGACAACGUAGACAUUUCCACAAUCAAGAUUGCUGCGCUCCGUUCACAGAUUACGGUCAUCCCACAGAGCCCAUUCUUUCUCCCCGGCACACUGUGUGAUAACUUCGACCCCGAGGGCACCGUAUCAAAAGAGCAGAUCAUCGCUGCAAUCAAGAAAGUGGGACUCUGGGAUUCAAUCCUCGCAAAAGGCGGGCUGGAUGCCAAUCUCGGCGCACUAGACUGGUCAUUUGGCGAAAAGCAACUGUUGGCACUGGCCCGGGCAUUGACUACCCCGAGCCCGUUGCUCAUCUUGGACGAAGCGACUAGUAGUGUCGACUGGGAAACCGAGAAUCGGAUGCUGGACAUUAUUGAGCAGGAGUGCGCGGCUCAAACGGUUAUUGCUGUCGUGCAUCGGUUACGGCAUAUUGAGCGCUUUGAUAGUGUGGCGCUUCUACAGAACGGAGCUGUUGUCGAGUUCGAUGCCCCGGCAGCAUUGUUGGCGCGUGAGUCGGAGUUUCGGAAGCUUUAUACGGCAUCGAAGCAAUGA
Molecule: messenger RNA, 4389 nt
Organism: Penicillium nucicola
Lineage: Eukaryota; Fungi; Ascomycota; Eurotiomycetes; Eurotiales; Aspergillaceae
Product: ABC transporter integral membrane type 1
Exons: 8
Coding region: 1-4389 (1462 amino acids)
Biological process (GO): transmembrane transport
Cellular component (GO): membrane
Molecular function (GO): ABC-type transporter activity; ATP binding; ATP hydrolysis activity
Source: RefSeq, a predicted model, not a curated record